Molecule: messenger RNA, 4764 nt
Organism: Dinoponera quadriceps
Lineage: Eukaryota; Metazoa; Arthropoda; Insecta; Hymenoptera; Formicidae
Product: ABC transporter G family member 3-like
Exons: 25
Coding region: 132-4121 (1329 amino acids)
Biological process (GO): transmembrane transport
Cellular component (GO): plasma membrane
Molecular function (GO): ATP hydrolysis activity; ABC-type transporter activity; ATP binding
Source: RefSeq, a predicted model, not a curated record
UGUGCCGUUAGCCGAUUAGCGAUUACGGGCGACCCGUCGCUGUGAUCACCUGCGGAAGCACCUGUGCCGGCGCGUCGGGAGUUCGCGAAGACCACUGGAGUGAAGGAAACGCUAUAACGUCGUCGGGUACAAUGACAGCCGCCGAGGAAACGGAGCCGUUGAUAUCCACCACGCCGGCGUCCUCCGUUAAUAAAAUCCAAAGAGUCACCUAUCACACGAUUUCUUUCGAAGGGAACGAAAGAAAUAUAUCGCACAAUGGAAGCCCGGAGGCCUCGUUUAGUUUGAAACCAAUUUCAAGCGUGUCGACAGGCGUGAAUCUCAACAGCGAAAUCGCCCACAAUCAAAUCACGUAUACGUGGAGCGACGUGAACGUGUAUCUCAGCACGAAAAAUGACAAGAUCUGGGAUAGGAUGAUGUUCAGGCCCAGGAAACCCGUCGCGCAGAAACACAUAUUGGAAGAUGUAUGCGGGGUGGCUUAUCCCGGCGAGCUGCUCGUAAUCAUGGGUGCGUCAGGUGCUGGGAAAACGACCCUGCUGAACACGCUGACGUUUCGACCGACACGCGGCGUGUCCGCGUGCGGCUUGAUGGCCGCCAACGGUCAAAGGGUAUCGCCAGACGUGCUCACUUCGCUGAUGGCUUACGUGCAGCAGGACGAUUUGUUCAUCGGCACCCUCACCGUGGCGGAGCAUCUGAUGUUUCAGGCAAUGGUGCGGAUGGACCGGCGAAUACCCCGCGAUCAGAGGAUCAAGCGGGUCAACGAAGUCAUCGAAGAGCAGUUGGCCCUGUCGAAGUGUCGCAACACUAUAAUCGGCGUGCCCGGUAAGGUGAAAGGUCUCUCGGGAGGGGAGAUGAAGAGAUUAUCUUUCGCCUCCGAGGUAUUGACCGAUCCUCCGUUGAUGUUCUGCGACGAGCCGACGUCGGGCUUGGACUCCUUUAUGGCUCAUCAGGUUGUUUCCAUCUUGAAGGCGUUGACGGCUCGUGGUAAGACGAUUAUCGCUACUUUACAUCAACCCUCGUCGGAGCUCUUCGCUCUCUUCGACAAGAUUCUACUGAUGGCCGAAGGGAGAGUAGCCUUCAUGGGUACCGCCGCGCAAGCUUGUUCUUUCUUCAAGACACUCGGUGCCGCUUGUCCCAGUAACUACAAUCCCGCGGACUACUUCGUUCAAACAUUGGCGGUCGUACCUGGACGUGAACUGGUUUGCAGACACGCGAUCAAAAUGACAUGCGACAACUUCCAAAGAAGCGAGUACGGCGUGAAGAUCGCCUCGAAGGCUGAGGCUGUGCACGGCGAAUUCGAGGACUCUCUCAGAAGGCUCAAGCAGUCCCACUCCAGCGGAUCGCCUUACAAAGCGACCUGGUGCGAGCAAUUCCGCGCGGUUCUAUGGCGGUCUUGGCUGUCGGUGAUCAAGGAACCGAUUCUCAUCAAAGUUCGCCUCUUACAGACCGUUAUGGUUUCACUGUUGAUCGGCGUCAUCUACUUCGGCCAACGAAUGGACCAAGACGGUGUGAUGAACAUCAACGGCGCCCUCUUCAUCUUCCUCACCAACAUGACUUUCCAGAACGUCUUCGCGGUUAUUAACGUUUUCUGCGCCGAAUUGCCGAUAUUUCUCCGCGAGCACAGAAACGGGAUGUACCGCACCGACGUCUACUUCAUCUGCAAGACGUUAGCGGAAGCGCCGGUAUUUCUGGCGGUGCCGUUGAUCUUCACCGUCGUCGUCUACCCUAUGGUCGGCCUCUAUCCUGACGUGAAGCACUUUCUCAUCGCCGCUGGCACGGUGGCUCUCGUGGCGAACGUCUCGACCUCGUUCGGUUACCUGAUCUCGUGCGUCAGUAACGGAGUGUCUAUGGCCCUUUCCAUCGGCCCUCCUGUGAUAAUACCAUUCAUGCUCUUCGGUGGCUUCUUCUUGAACACAGCGUCGAUACCGUCUUACUUCGUGUGGUUCUCUUACCUAUCCUGGUUUCGUUACGGCAACGAGGCGCUUCUGAUUAACCAGUGGGCUGAAAUCGACUCGAUCGAGUGCACCAGAAACAACACGACGUGUCCGAGAUCCGGGCACACGGUUCUGCAGACCUUCAACUUCAAGGAAGAGGACUUUUGGACGGACAUCGUUUGCUUGUUCUCGCUCAUCGCGGUGUUCCGUUUCCUGGCGUUUCUCGCGCUACUGUCGAAAACUCGCCGGUCGAAUCGUAAGAGUAUGCAAGACGUAAGCAGCGAGCUAACCGACAAAUUGGAUUCUCACAGUCCAAGAAUAACCCGUUGUGCGCGGAAUGCCGUGGACGUUAGACCGGAGGCCGGUGCGCCUCGCGGCGCGACGCUCUCCUGGCAACACUUGUCCGUCUACGCGAUGGAUCGGAACCGGCGCACCAUCAGCAAACAGCUCAUCAAUAGCGCCCGAGGCGUGGUGCGGCCCGGUGAACUCACCGCGAUCCUAGGAGGCAGCGGUGCCGGGAAAAGCUCGCUGAUGACCGCACUGGCGUUUCGCACGGGGCCUGGCAUUGUGGUGCACGGUGAGGUCCACGUGAACGGAGCCUCGAUUGUGUCAUCGUACAUGCGAUGUCACAGCGGUUUCAUGCAUCAGGAGGACAUGUUCAUCGAGACGAUGACGGUGCUGGAGCAUAUCUGGUUCAUGGCUAGAAUGAAAUUAGACGGGAGAAUCCAUACGCCGGACGUUCGACGGAGGAUCGACCACCUGCUGAGGGACGUCGGUCUGAUCGAGAGACGCGACGUUCGCAUCGGCGCCGGUGAUGACUGCAAGGUUCUGUCAGGCGGUGAGAAAAAGAAACUGGCCUUCGCCACUGAACUGCUGACGGAUCCUGAGAUACUAUUUCUGGACGAGCCGACGACGGGGCAGGACGCGCACUCGGCCAGCGUCCUUGUGUCGCACAUGACGACCUUCGCGCUGAGGGGCCGGACGAUCCUGUGCACCAUACAUCAGCCCAGUUCCGCCAUCUUCAACAGUUUCCAUCGUAUAAUCCUCUUGGCCGGUGGCAGAGUGGCGUUCGCGGGUACCGGCGCCCAAGCGAUACAAUUUUUCUCCAGCCAGGGUUACACGUGCCCGCGCAAUUACAAUCCGGCUGAUUUCCUGGUGGCGACCCUGGCGAUCGCACCCGGCGACGCGGACGGUAGCGGAAGAGCCGGCCAGAGGAUCUGCGACGCGUUUCUCACGAGCGAAGCGUGCAACGAGAUCGACGUUACGCUGCAACGGGAGGUGGACUUCGCUCGUUCGCAACCCGCCACGAAGGAAACCGUUCGCAAAUCGCACCUCUUCGAAGAGCCGUGCUGCUGGCUGCGAUUGUACUGGCUGAUCCAUCGCGGCUUCCUCCAAGUCCUGCGCGACCCCUCGGUACAGUUGAUCAGGAUCCUGCAAAAAGUGAGCCUCGCGAUGCUCGCCGGCCUGUGCUUCGUAGGCGCUGUCAACCUCGAUCAGUUGGGCAUUCAAGCUAUAGAGGGUGUCAUAUAUAUCCUGGUGUGCGAGAACACUUUCUUCCCCAUGUACGCGACCUUGGCGUUGAUCCCGCAAGAAUUGCCGCUUCUACUUCGAGAGUACAGAGCGGGCAUGUACCCCAUUCAUCUUUACUACGUAGCGCGAAUGAUAUCGCUAAUACCCGGUCUGUUGGUGGAGCCGACGCUUUUCACCGUGAUAAUAUACUGGCUAACAGGAUUGCGUCCUGCGACGGAUGCCCUCGGCUUGACUCUGUUGGUCGUUGUGUUCACAAUAAACGUAUCUACUGCUUGCGGAUGUUUCUUCUCAGCAGUCUACGAGAGUGUACCAUUAGCGAUGGCAUACUUGGUGCCUUUCGAUUAUAUUCUCAUGAUAACCAUGGGACCUUUCGUCAAACUCAGCUCGCUGCCUAUAUAUGUUCGAUGGUUGAGAUAUUUCUCCUGGCUGCUGCAUUCGACGGAAGCUCUAACCAUCAUCCAAUGGAGAGGAGUGCAUAAUAUAUCCUGUGAAAUUAACGAGCCGGAACUGCCUUGCCUCACCGAGGGUUCCCAAGUAUUGGAUCACUAUGAUUUCGACGAGGGCAGCUUUUGGACCGACAUCGUCCUUAUGGCCGGCAUUUACACCGUCUUCCAUCUCUUGGCGUACGUCUUCCUGUGGAAGCGGUGUAGAUCGAAGUAAACUCUUAGUUUCUAAUUCUAACGAGCGAAUAACGAUCACUAAUUACGACGCACACUUUUAUAUACAAGCAAUUAACGUGGCCGGAUCGUAUGUUCAAUUCUAAAGUUAUUAACUCGAACACAUUAAGCGUCCUGCAAACUCGUCGUAGCUUCUAUUUGCGUCAGGUACGAUCCUUUUUGAAUAUCAUUAUUAUUAUAACAUAUAGAACUAUAAUCCGUUAACGAUUGUCAUCAUUUUCCGAAGAUCGAGCUAAUAUUGCGAUAGUUAAAGAAACAGCUUCCGCUGAUUUUGUAGUUGAAAAUUUGCCUCUUCACCAGUCGCAAGUCCAAUUAAUUUGUCGCGAAAGUUCCAUCACGGAGCACGCGUGGAAAGGGCAAAGAUAUCGGUUCGGUUUUGUCCCUACGGCUGUCACGUUCCGAUAUUCACUGUCAGUAUCACCGGCGGUAUUGCAAAUACCGUUUCAGUGUACGUCGCAGCGGGCUCGCCGCAGGAUGCAACAAUGAACUUCGAUAAGCUUCGGAGAGUACCUCUAUAAUUCCGACGGAACCCCGAUACUUUCGAUCUUGCAUGCCUUUUUGUUAAGAGUGGAUGCUUUCACUUCCGCAUCCUAUUAAGGUACCAUUCGCUUCGCUUUCAUUCUAAU